Molecule: messenger RNA, 3036 nt
Organism: Mercenaria mercenaria
Lineage: Eukaryota; Metazoa; Mollusca; Bivalvia; Venerida; Veneridae
Product: spermatogenesis-associated protein 4-like
Exons: 3
Coding region: 968-1495 (175 amino acids)
Source: RefSeq, a predicted model, not a curated record
UUUCCAAAUGUUUGCAAACAUUGAUGCUUUUGUUUAGUUUUAAAGAACAAAAAAUUUAUACAAAAUGUGUAUUUUUUGUCCCAAGUUAGUUUUAACAGUGUCAGUAUAAGUCCUGACUGCAAUCUUGGAGGUCAUGGGUGAGCUAGGAGUUCUGGACCCCUGCAAGUAUUGGCCAUAAGUGCAUUAAAUGAUUAAGCAAUCUUCUAGUAUUGGUUCAACAUGUUCUUUAUCACUUAAGUGAAACAAAAAAGAAAACUAAAUGACUUUUUUUAUCUAAAAAGGUGCCCUUUAUGGCCUGCUCUGAAAUAUUGACCUAAAUAAUGUUGAUAUUUUUCUACUUUAGACAUUUUGCAAAUAUUUAAAUCUAAGCUAGAACAUUAACAUUAAUUUGGUCAUUCAAUUGGAGGCACACCCUUUUUGGAGGAAUUAUAGCACAUUGAGACUGAUGAGGGACUAAAGUCAACAUCUUACUUUCUUGUUGGAGCAUUGUUCACCUUUGUUACAUUUGUGUUUCACAUUUCAGUGUGAAUUUCACCAGUCUUUGUCUGUAGAAUGUAAAUGCUUUGUCACAGUUCAUUUCAAUGUAAACCUCACCGUAGCUAAAAGCAGUUGUAUCAUCAAUCAUGUUUUUGUUUUGUUUUUUAUGUAAUGAUAGGAACAGGCAAAGUACUUCAAGUCAAAAAUGAACAUACUUAUAGGGUCUCAAACACUAUAAUUAGAUUAUAUUAUAAUUUUACUUCCGUCACUUGAAAGUGAACAGGGUAAUGUGCUACUUGGGCUAUUUUCAGCCAGUUUUACUUAUGAUAUUUUUGCCUGUGUCCUUAUUUAUUAUAUCUUUUAUAAAUCUAGUCUGAGUAAAUAUAGCAAUAAAGUGUACAUAAAUAGAGCAUACACAGGUUCUUUCUGCAGUUUACCCAUAAAAACAAUCUGUUUCUAUCAAGUAUUAUAAUAAUGAAAUGUGCAGUUCAUGAUUGGAGUAAACUUACUACUUUGUAUACAAACUUGCUUAAAAGAAUUGUUUUCACUAUUUUCUGAUCAUAUUUUUAUUUUCUUCAGUAUAAGAAAAAUUCCACCAGAAUUUGAGGCAGACUUCACAGAUCGUGGAUACCAGAAUAAAUUACCGAUGCAUGCUCGCUCAACUGCCACACAGUCUGUCAAAAAUAACCUCAGGAUUACAGAAAUACAAGCUGAUUCUAGUCUUAUACUUAAUUCACAAAAGGCUCAGAAAAUAAUCAAUGAACAUAUAGAUCACAGACGUUUAGAGCGUAGUGAAAAUCCAAACCGGUUUAAUAUCAAACCUUCAAUAGGUGAAUCCAGCUUCCGUCAUCCGUUACCACAGAGACAAGAAGAGGGCAAUCAGCAGGAGACAGAAGGUCCAGAACCAGAGAGAACACAAAGCCCAAUAUCAAGAGAGACAAGUGUACAUUUUAAAGAAGUUCAAGUGAAACAGCUGGACAAAAAUGCACUGUAUAACAUGCCUAUCCAAGGAUACUGAACACAGAAAUUUGUUUUCAAAACAUUUGAUAUGAAACUUUUUAUUGUUUAUUAAAUUGCCACAGAGUUUUGUUUAAUAUCAGUUCAUUUUCAUGCAAUACUAAAUAUAAACUAAAAAAACAAAUUCUAACAAAGUCUUGGGUUUCUUUUAGACCUGAAACUAAGCUAUACAUUCUUACACUUACAUUUACUAAUGUAAUAAAUAAUGGAAAAAAAUAAGUUGUAAAAUGAACAAUUUUAUUAAUCUUUGUUGUCAUUAAUUGAAAAAGACAUUUUAUAUUUAUAUUUUGUUUUCAGACUUUUUAUGAAAUCUUUUAGAAUUAUUCUAAACAAUGGCUAGAGAGCUUGUUUUGUUGAAAACAAGUUUGUUGGGCUAGCUGCUUUUAUGGACUUGUUGAUGAUUCUAAUAGAUGGCAAACUUGACCAGCCUUUUAAAGAAACUGCCAUUCUACUUUGUUUAUGUUUAUGAUAUUUAAUCUUUGUGAACAUGAUGUAUAGAAUAAGGUGUCUCUCAUAUAUAACAAUAUUACACAAUUAUGGUAUUUCUUGUUUUAAGUUUUUAACAAAAUCAUAGUUCCAAUUUCAUUUUCACACAUAAAUGCAUCUGUUAUGUUCAAUAUGCAUAAUUUUCAGUUAAGCUAAAUUUGAAACUAUUUUUUGAGGUGGUUUACUCUAAGAUAAAACAGGAACAGUAGUGGUCUUCUGACAUUAUAUAAAGAGUAAUCAUUUACCCACGUAACCGCCAAAUUUUGAGGGAUAAUUAGAUUUAGCGUUGUCCAUCCAUCUGUGCAUGUUUGCAUGCAUCUGUACCUUGUCUGCCUGUCUAAAAUUGAAAAUUAUUUUGAUUCAAAAAGAUUUUAGCUAGAAUCACCAAAACGCACAUAAUUAUUGAUUAGCACAUGACAUUUGCUCACAUUUAGAAUUAUCCCCCCUUGACCCAGAAAAGGCAGAGAUUUUUGCUUUGAUUAGGUGAAAGAGGAAUUUUUGACUUUAUCUUAGUAACCUUUAGAUGAAUCUGCAUGAAAUUUUACACAAUGCAGUUCAUGACAGGCAAUGGUGCAUGAGCAACAUUCAACAGGAUCACUUCAGUAACUUCAGAGUUCAGAGAUGGACCUUCAUCGAAUUUUAAACUUCAGUUGUUUAAAAGUCAUAAAUGUAUCUGAAAAUUAAAAAUAUCUUUCAAAAUAUAGUCCCCUCAUCAUAAACCAACCUAUUUGGCGAGGGAUAUAAAUUCACUAAAUUUACUUUUAUUUCUUAGUAUAAUGUCUCUUACAUUAUUACAUCACCCCCAUCAUCUCCUGCCUACUCAAAAUGAGGGAUCUAGGGCCAUCUUGACCCUCUUGUUCAUAAUCAGAAAGAUCAGUUUCAGUGCAAAGUCAUUUAUUUGCAGUGUGUGAUACUAAUGUUUCUUUGUUUUUAUCUUUUUAUUUGUUGUGAGGAUAUUUCAUUUUGUUUUCUUUUUUCAUCUUAGUUCAUUGAUCAUUGGUUUCAUCAUGAAUUGUGAUGUAAAUUUUAUUAUAUGAAUAAAUUAUAUAUAUUUUA